This is a messenger RNA of Tachysurus vachellii, 585 nucleotides long. Its product is annotated as major intrinsically disordered NOTCH2-binding receptor 1-like. The coding region runs from base 1 to 585 and encodes 194 amino acids. The record is from RefSeq and is a predicted model, not a curated record. NCBI's taxonomy places the organism in Eukaryota, Metazoa, Chordata, Actinopteri, Siluriformes, Bagridae. The transcript is spliced from 3 exons.
AUGGACAUUAGUGUACUCCCUAACAAUAAUCAUCCAGAGAAAUUUCUCCAACUUGAUGUGGGGAUGCUACCAGCCACCCAUGGAAUGUUCCAGAUAGGAGCUGCACUUUCAGGCCAGAGGCAGUGGAACAACAGAGUGUACUCACAGGGAGAGGAGAGAGGAAAGAAGGACACAGAAAGACCAUCAUCACCAGAGGUAACAUAUGACUUGAGAGACAGAGAGCUGGAACAGCACAUCACACCACUCACUCUGAAACCAAAGAUCAAGCAAAACCCACUCUACAUAAACCUAAGGAAUUUUGACAUGGAGGAGAACCAAAGAGCUAAACCAUCCUGGACCAUUGAGGACUAUGACAGACAUUCUUUACAUGGCAACAUGGCCAGUUAUCUCCAGGAAGACCCUAGAAAAUUGAAUUUUUGGCUGGAAGAUCUCUACACCCCAGGCUUUGACUCCCUGCUGAAAAAGAAGGAAGCAGAACAUAAAAGAAAAAGAAUGUGCAGAAUACUGUCUUCAGUCCUUCUGUCAGUUUGCAUAAUUGUGAUUGUUAUCACUGUGCCAAUUGUUUUGACACAAAAAAAAGUCUAA